Cherax quadricarinatus is the source of this 5488-nucleotide messenger RNA. Its product is annotated as transmembrane protein 47. Gene Ontology annotation, biological process: cell-cell adhesion. Gene Ontology annotation, cellular component: cell-cell junction; membrane. Lineage: Eukaryota; Metazoa; Arthropoda; Malacostraca; Decapoda; Parastacidae. The record is from RefSeq and is a predicted model, not a curated record.
GUGUAGGGGUGGUGGUGUGGGGGCACUGCCCCCCCUCUCCCGGGUGAGGGUCACUACCCAGGGCACUAGUAAUCUCUCUCACACACACACCAUGCAAGGUGUUAAUAACGCAGUGCCUCUACAUACUUACCUGCCUCCCAACCCACAUACUGUGGGAGUGCCUGACGUGUGUCCCACAUCACCCAGACGUGUGGCAGAGCGGCGUCACACGUCUAGACGUGUGGCAGAUGUGCCUCACACGUCACCCAGACGCAGGUACACAAGCGUCCGAUUAUGCCCCGGGGUGUGCCCCAGUACCCUGCUGAAACACCCCAGGGUACACCAUCGUUGGGGUACAUCGAGGAGGAAAGGUUGGAUGGGUUGUACCCAGUGUGUGCUCUCCCUACGACACGACCCCACCCAGCACACGUCACCUGUGACCUACGUCAGGAAGCCUUGCAGGAGGUGCGGCUAUCAUGCCACUCACGUUCAGGUGACAGUGUCCGCAGUGAAAGCCACCCCAGCAGUGAUCGAAGGUGCAGAGGCAUCCGCAGAACCUCCAGCAGGAACCCCAGGGGGCAGCAACGAUCCCGCAGACGACCCCCGUCACCAGCAGAACGUCGUAGGUCGCGGCCAGCAGACAAGAGGAGUCACCACCACCACCACACAGGAGCCCCGGGUUCGACCCCCUCCGUGUGGGCCAUAGAGAUGCAGCAACAGCAGCAGAGAAUGAGAGCCACUCGGCCCCUGGGCCCUGAGCUCCAGGAGUGGCGAGGGUCCCUAACACGGGCCCUCAACACCCGUACUGUCACCCACCACCUCCCCUCUCACUCCCAGGUCAUCAAAACACUGGCUCGCUCACAGGUGAUAGCACUGGUGUGCGGUAUCAUCACAGCCUUCCUGAUGGUCCUGGCCCUGGCUUCCUCAGACUGGCUGCUGGCUGUUGGCUGGCGACAAGGUCUCUUCGAGCACUGUAUUGAACUCGACGCUCCCAAGCCCCUGCCCUUCCAGAUUAACGCCAAGCCUGGCUGCCACACUGCCAGAGACGAACCAUACAUCAUGGCUAGUGCAGCGCUGUGCGUCAUCUGCUUGCUGCUGGACGUCAUUGCCACGGUUAUGACUGGUCUGGGACUGAGCAAUAAUGACCCCACAGUAAAGACUCGUUACUAUCGCAUCGCCGUCUGGGUCAUGACCCUCGCAUUGAUUGCCAUUCUGGUUGCCCUAAUCUUGUACCCAGUGUUCUUUGCCCAGGAGCUAGAGCUUGGAAACCGUACAUUGUGGGAAUUUGGCUGGGCAUAUGGUGUAGGAUGGGGAGCAGCAAUCUUCCUGUUUGGUGCUGUAGUGCUGUUACUGUGUGACCAGGAAGAGGAAGAAAUCUAUUACAAGGAACGCACCAUCAUCCAUGCAGAAAAUGAUUCUAGGGCCUAAAGGUGGAGCUACAAAUAUGCCACUCCAGUGACUCUUCUAAACAUGGAUACUGUUCAUACACUCUGUAAUAUAAGAUUCUUCAUUGACAAAGUGUACUGCAUGCUGCUCAUUAAACUCUAAUUGAGGAUUUUGGUGAAGAAAGGCAGUGGUGUGAGGACCAGUAUAGACUCCUGGAGAAGUCUGCCAGUCUGUGGUUUCUGGCCUGUUUCCUCAAAUGAAUGAGCCUGCAGUUAGCCCUUUAUCCUCAGAUGGUAUCACUCAUGAGUGUUGUGGUAGCCUGAGUGUGCGACCAGCGUGUUUGUUGUACAUGUAUAUUUUGUGUAUAUCUAAGAUUUUCACUUUCUUCUGUGCAUGUCUCUAUUUUCCUGGUAAAGCCAUAUUUCACAUAGUAAAAACUUGUAGGAAACUUUUGCUAUGCGCAUGUUUGGGACGUUUUAUACGAGCCGUGUCUCACUGUGGGGAUUACAAUACUCAUUCAGAUGUUUUUAUAGUGGGUUUAAUUUUCAUAUCACAAUUCUUCCCUCUAUGGUGUCUCGCCUUGAGCAGAUCACCCGAGCAGGGAUAAUUUACCCACCUUACAAAAAAAAAACAAAAAAAAGUGAAUUACCGACCAAAGAUCAGUUAUUUUAACUGAUCAAAGGUGUCCAAUUGUGAAAAUAAUGGAAACUCAUUAUAUAUGAACCUCUUGUAGUAGUGGUACAUACCGUACAUAUCUGCUGGGACAGGGAACCUAAUUAAUUGGUGAAAUAUGUAUAUAAAAUUAGAAUAUAUUAUUCACUUGAAAAGAUGUUUUUGAUUACAAAAAUGUUUCAUCACAAAAUUUUAAGUUAGUAAUAUUACUUACAGAAAUUUUCCUAUAUUCUUGGUAGGCUUAUACCACUCUUGAUAUUAAACAGGUAAUUUUAUUUCUUUUGACACUAUUUUUUUCAUUUUUUGUAAUCGUUUUUUUACAUUUAUCAUCCUGUUUAGUUUAUCAUUUGUGUACAUGACGGCUGCUGUGGCAGCUACACUUUAUUGCAUGUCCACGGCACUCGUAGAGAGUCACCUUGCCUAAACUUUGCUCUCGUCAAAAUUAGAGGGCUUCAUAUUGCCAUUAGCUUUUAAAUACAUUCUUAGCAUGAAAAUUAUACUCUCCCUAUACAUUUCAUAACCUAAAUGUUUGAAACAGAACUGCACACCAAUUCUAUGCAUUUAAAGUACAGAUACUUAACUUUUAUGACCUUCAUUGUGGAAAGUAAUUUUUAUAUUACAUAACUGUUAAACCCUCAUGGGGCAUGCAUCACCUGAAUAAUCACAAGUAAAAUAACUAUGAAACUCAAGAUCUCUUAAACAUUCACUUCACGAAUAGAAGCCCUCGUAAAACUACCGCUUAAUAUUUAUUAGCCCAAGUGCAGCUUGUAUAGUAAUAUAAUUUUGGUAUUCUAAAGAUUUAUACCAAGAGUUAAUAUUGUUUUAUGACAGAUUUUUAUUUACAGGCUUCAACUCUGGGUUAGCACAUAAUGAUAUACACCAAGUAUGGUACAAUAAUUUCUGGUGAGCUACUGACACCAAUAGCCAGGUAAAUCAGGAGGCAUGAUCCAGGACCCCUAGAACCAUAAACAGAUAGUGUAAGAUGUGAUCAGUUCUAAUGAAAAGAAAUGCUGAUAGAAUUUGAGCCCAAGUUGUUAUGCAUCUCGUACAGUGAAAGAUUUAAAUGGUUUUAUCCAAGGGAGUAAAUUAGGAAGUCAAGAAGUGACAAUCAUUUUUCAUAUAUGCACAAAAUUCCAUGUGUAGUUCAAUAUGUAGGUUGCUGUGUCAUUUAUGUGUAAUCACUGAAAACUGUUUUAUGGCAACUUCUGUGUAGUUAGUAAACGAACACUACUUUUAUGUGAUAUUGAAAGUUAAAAUUGAAGUUGGAAUUACAGAAAUUCUUAUAAUGGAGGUCAUUAAUUACAAUGUUAAGGAUAUUGAGAAUACACACGUGCCAUCUUUAGAAUAUUGUAAUAUUUAUGUAGUGGUUCACAUUUGUUUAUAGUUUGUGCUAACAGUCCUUACUUUGUUGAUGAAAGUUAACAUUAAUUUGAUGCACGUACCAUUUUGUACUACAGAAACCAUUGGCUAAAUAUUCUUUCGAAAACAUCUCACUGGUAUGGUAUAACAUGUGGUUAUGAUAUGUACAUACAUAUGGGGGCAGUGCUGUAAAUUAAUAUUAAGGCCUGAAUUUUCUCAGGUUUGGAAUGGUGGGAAGUCAGUUAUUGCACUGUGACCCCAAGUUUGUGUUAAGCCUUGCUCCAUGCUAUCCUUUAUUUUCUAGAGGGUUGUUAUCCCUUUGAAAUAUGAGAAAACUGAAAGGAUGUUUAGCUGAGAAAUUGUAUAAUUGACACUCAAUGUAAAUAGCUGCAUUAUUUUUUAAUACACUGAUCAGGUUUGUUUCUUUGAUCAGUAUUAACUUGCAUAAUAAGAUUCUGAAGGAGGCUUAGAUUCUCUUCUAUACUGCACCCAAAUAUACCAUAAGGAAUGCUACUCCAUAUCAGUUGUUGGAGGCUUGUAGUGCACUAUUAUUGUAAAUAGUUUCUCCCUUUUCGUUCUUGUAGUGUAUAUGGAAGUGCAAGUUAUUUGAAAAUUUUCUUGAGUAAUGGAGUUUGAUUUUUUUUUUAUUCUCGAGGUACACUUAUACUCUGCUUAACUGAUACUCUAGUACAGAAAAAUGGGUAAUUAUUCCCAAAUGCAGUACGGGGGCUUAGAUUAUACCUAUAUUUUGUAUGCCUUUUUGUAAGUUGAAAUAGAUAUUUUAUAUACUUUCAUUUGAGUGAAAAUUGCAGCCUUAGGAGCUCAUACCCCCAGCUGGGCUAUGCAUGCAGUCUUUAACUAAAACAAUCUAUAAGAAGUUAAGACUGAAUCUCAAGAAAUAUACUAGAGCUAGAAAUGAGUUUUGUGCACUCAUGCCUCCAAAAAUAUGUCCAUUCAAAGUACUGGUACCUCGGCAUACGAACAGCUCAAAACUCGAACAAUUAUGUAAGUGAAUUUUUGGGGGGGUCUGAAACGGAUUAAUCUAAUUUACAUUAUUCCUAAUGGGAACAAAUUCAUUCGGUAUCGGCACUCGAACAGCCUUCUGGAAUUAAUUAAGCUCGUAUCCCGAGGUACCACUGUAUAACAUAAGAUGCAGAUUAUGACGUUACACUGAAUCGUGUACACCACUUGAAAACGCAUCAAGUGUUAGAUAAGGCCUAAGAACAUCCAGAGAUUAAGUGUAUAGGCUGUAUUUCACAGAAAUGUCUCCAAAAAAUGGCCUUUUUGCAGCCAUUUAGAGCUGUAGACAUGUUGAUUCAACUAGUCAUACUCUCUAGUGCGUAAGAGCACUAUCCUGAACUAUUGGUCUGAUUUUGUAAUUGUCAAAAUUACUGGCAGCUACUGGAUCAGUUCUCGAAAACACAACAGUCGCUACUAGUAAUUAAGACAUUUAUUGGGGUUUCAGUUAUCAAUGUUUAUUACAAAGUAUAUUUACUGUUAAUUUUGUUAAUUGCAUGUACAAGGAUGAAUGUGUAAAAUGUUAGUUUACAAUCUAGAAAAUCAGGUGCUGUAGACAGAAUUUGUCACAGUGCAUAGAAUAACUCUUAAAUUUCAUUUAUUAAUUUCUUUGUCAAAGCUAUGUUUUGGAUAUUGUCAUGGGGCAAAAAAAAAAAAAAAAUAUUGGAACCUGCCCCCUUCCUGCCUUUGAAAAGGCAACUGAAGGAAGUUCUACUGGCUUGUAACAUUGUUACAGCCUGCAAAAACAAGGUACCAAAUAAGUUAAUGAUUUUUGAAGGGUGGGGGGAGGGAAGGGAGAGUCAAACUACUGGUAAUAGCCAACAAUAACUUGUGAAAAGGUGUAGUUUCACUUCCUUCAUCAUGCCAGCUUCCAAUGACUAGCCUCGCACGUCUGAGAUGGCAAGAAGCUAGUUUUCUCGUAGCAAUAAAAACAGCUUGGCUUCUCAAACUAAGUAGCCAGUUUGUUUUAUCUCCAAUAAACUGAGUUCCACGAGUUGCUGGAUUGUUUUAAUGGUCUGUAAAUUCUAGAUUUUAUGUAAAAAUACAAAGUCUUUAAUAUAUUAUUGAUAUACAA